AUUGGUGCGUGGACGGAGAUGCGCGAGACCGCUGAACGCGGCUACAAAAGUACCGGCUUUUGGGCUGCUUGUGAUUUAAUAAUUAUUUAACUCUUUGCGGGAUAACAUAUACGCCUUGCCGGACACUAGUCAACCAGGCGUGCAGCAGAGCCCGAUAAAUGCCACACAAAAUCAACGUGGGCCUCGUGGCGCUGGCCGCACUGGCGGCGGCCGUAUUGGCCGACCCGUCGGUCGAUAGGCGCGCCAGCAUGGGGUUCAUGGGCAUGCGGGGCAAAAAAGACCGGGAUCAGGGCGGUGGAAGCGGUGGCGGUGGCACGUCCGACGAGACUUCCGCCGCGGUCGACCUGGACAAACGGGCCAUGGUGUUCCGGCGUCCGAUGUUCGACGGCAGGACCUCAGUGUACGGCGUUGGUCCAGCGGAGGGCUUCAAGAGGGCCAGCAUGGGAUUCAUGGGCAUGCGGGGCAAGAAGGGCUACUACAGCAACAACAAGGGUUCCGCGGCCGGGUUCUUCGGUAUGCGAGGUAAGAAGGCUCCGUCCGCGGACGCGUUCUACGGCGUCCGCGGCAAAAAGUGGCUGGACCACGAGGACGCCGUCGACGAGGACGGCCAAUUGUCACCGGCAUAUGUCCUGUACAGGAUCAUAGACGAACUGAAGUCGGAACUCUCGGACAGAGAGCGAAAUUUGGUGGCAGCUAAAUUCGACGAAGAAAGAGAAAUGCGUUGAAUUCGAUUUUAUUUUUUUUAAUAAUAAUACCGUAGCAUGACAUUAAUACCUACUAUAUUAUAAUAUGAGUUUUGCUAUUUAAAUUUGUUUAAGAUUACUAACUUAGUAGUUAAUAUCUAUAACGUUAAUAAAUAAAAAAACAUUCUAUUAAUUGUAUAAAGGAACUACAUAUAAUAACUAAUUUGUUUAUCUACAUUAUAUUAUUAUAUUAGAUAAUUAUAUUAUAUUAUUAUAUUAUAUUGUUUACAACUAUUA
Messenger RNA from Aphis gossypii (cotton aphid), 980 nucleotides. Its product is annotated as tachykinins-like. Lineage: Eukaryota; Metazoa; Arthropoda; Insecta; Hemiptera; Aphididae. The record is from RefSeq and is a predicted model, not a curated record. The transcript is spliced from 3 exons. Bases 159 to 725 code for a protein of 188 amino acids.